This is a messenger RNA of Eutrema salsugineum, 2283 nucleotides long. RefSeq lists its product as uncharacterized. The coding region runs from base 89 to 2014 and encodes 641 amino acids. Lineage: Eukaryota; Viridiplantae; Streptophyta; Magnoliopsida; Brassicales; Brassicaceae. The transcript has 2 exons. The record is from RefSeq and is a predicted model, not a curated record.
UAGUCUGAUAUAUCGUGAUCAACUUUAUCCUUCUUCUCCAUCCAAAUUCCCAUUGGUUUUCUUUUUUUCCUACUCUUUACCCCGAAUAAUGGUGAACCCAAACAUCUGGCGAGAAGCAAAAUCGGAUUUGGAGUCGAACGAAGGUCUCAAAACCCUAGACCCUUCAUCUGCUUCUUCCACCGAUGCCACAAGAUCAUCCGUUGACGCGACCCAACCCGAUUCUUCUUCCCCUCGCCCUCGGUCUACUUCUUCCUCUCAAGGCCUCGCUUCUUCUAAGAGUCGAUGCGCGAUUUGCUUGGAUGAGAUUAGAGAGAAAGACGGAAAGGCGAUAUUUACUGCAGAGUGCACCCACUCCUUCCAUUUCGAUUGUAUAACCUCCAACGUGAAACACGGAAACCGAAUUUGCCCUAUAUGUAGAACUCACUGGAAACAAGUCCCUUUGUGUGUUGAUGAUCCUGUCCCUACUUUUCCGGCUCAAGUGGGUUUUGAAGAUGAUGAGUUUUUACCUCACGGAGAGACGACCCUAAUCCAGAGUGAUGAUGGUUCUUCAGGAACAUCUCAUCCUCAUCAAGCCCUCGAGAUCAAACUGCUCCCACAAGUCUCUGCAGUCAAGAAAUCGGUCACUCGUGGUGAUUUUGCUGUUCUGGUUCAUCUCAAGGCGGAGGGUGUGAGUGAUGAUAGGCCCACUCGUGCUCCUUUGGAUCUCAUUACGGUUCUUGAUGUGAGUGGUAGCAUGGAAGGCAUGAAAAUGGAGCUUAUGAAAAACGCCAUGGGUUUUGUGAUUCAGAAUCUUGGUGAGAAAGAUAGGCUCUCUGUGAUUGCCUUCUCCUCCACGGCUCGCCGGCUAUUCCCUCUUAGACUGAUGUCUGAGACGGGCAAGCAAUUGGCUAUCCAGGCUGUUAACUCCUUGGUCGCUGGAGGUGGGACUAACAUUGCAGAGGGGCUAAGGAUUGGUGCUAGAGUGAUUGAAGGUAGGCGAUGGAAGAACCCUGUUUCAGGGAUGAUGCUUUUGUCAGAUGGGCAGGACAACUUCAUUCUUGCUCAUUCUGGGCUCCGUCUACGAACAGAUUACGAGUCUUUGCUUCCUAGCUCUAGCCGGAUUCCAAUACAUACCUUCGGGUUUGGCUCAGAUCACGAUGCUGAGCUAAUGCACACAAUUUCACAAGUCUCUAGUGGCACCUUCUCAUUCAUCGAAACAGAGACUGUGAUUCAGGAUGCUUUUGCACAAUGCAUUGGAGGGCUUCUCAGCGUUGUGAUUCUUGAACAAGUUGUUGAAAUCGAAUGCAUUCAUGAGCAGGGCCUGAAAAUUUCCUCCAUAAAAGCAGGAAGCUACAGAAAUCGGAUAUCAUCUGAUGCAAGAACCGCGACAAUCGAUGUCGGGGACAUGUACGCAGAAGAAGAAAGGGACUUCCUCGUGAUUCUUGAAAUUCCGUGCUGGGAGAACGGGUCUGCUGAAUCUGAAUCCAUGUCGUUGUUGAAGGUCCGAUGCGUCUACAAAGAUCCUGUUAGAAGAGAGAUAGUCCGUGUGGAAUCAGGAGAGCUAAGCAUUCAAAGGCCAAACGAGCUUACGGGAGAAGAAGUGGUGUCCAUAGAAGUUGACAGGCAACUAAACAGGUUCCGUAUUUCACAAGCUAUUUCAGAGGCUAGGGUUUUAGCCGACGGAGGUGAGCUCAGUGCAGCAAUUGAGCUUCUCGGAAACCGUGAGAGAGAAUUGUCGGAAACUGUGUCUGCUCGGUCCAGUGAUAGGCUUUGUCAAUCACUAUCCUCCGAGCUGAGUGGGUUGCAAGAAAGAAUGGCGAGCAGGAGGACGUACCAGAGAUCAGGUCGAGCUUACGCCUUCUCGAGCAUGAGUUCGCAUUCAGCUCAAAGGGCAACGGCUCGUGGUCCGGUAGCAGCGGGAUGUAGCAUGCCCCAGGCUUAUCAGACCUCUUCAAUGGCUCGUAUGGUAAGUCGGUCUCAGCAACUGGGGCCUAAAAGCUCUAACCCGUCCCCUGCUCGUGGAGACGGAACCUGAAUAUAACAGAAAGACUAAUAAAAUGGGUUUCGAUGAUUGCUUAUUUGCUUGCUUUAUAUGGUUUGGUUAGUGUGAAGAGAGAAAUUGAGUUGGUUUGUCUGAUUCAGGAACAUGGUUUCACUGCUUUUCUUUUAAACUGCUGGUUUUCCGUUUAUGAUUUAUUGCUGAACUUUUUAAUAUCUUUUUAGGUUUUAUUGUGGUCUCGACUCGUAUAAUGGAACAUGUACAACCAUCUUUUUGUUGGGACCUUGGAUAAUAUUUUUUUUAAA